Molecule: messenger RNA, 5117 nt
Organism: Clarias gariepinus (North African catfish)
Lineage: Eukaryota; Metazoa; Chordata; Actinopteri; Siluriformes; Clariidae
Gene: rev1
Product: REV1 DNA directed polymerase
Exons: 22
Coding region: 298-4035 (1245 amino acids)
Biological process (GO): error-prone translesion synthesis; error-free translesion synthesis
Cellular component (GO): nucleus
Molecular function (GO): DNA-directed DNA polymerase activity; deoxycytidyl transferase activity; damaged DNA binding
Source: RefSeq, a predicted model, not a curated record
GUGUAGCGGGCAGGAGACGCAGCUCGGGUGGUGACAAACUCGGAGAAGAGCUAGCAGUAAAACGGCGGACGGGCGACUGGCAAUGGAGAGAGGAGGGGACGGAACAGGGAGAGGGAUCAUUCUGGAGCCACGGGAGCAUGUCUGCAAUACCGAAAGACGCCGUUUGCACGAUUGUUCCUUUGGUGGUCUUUCGAAACACUCGUAGAAAAGAUUAAGUGGACGACGCUCUGUAUCUUGGGGAAACAACGGCGCGUUGGCUUGGACAGAUUAACAUUAGUAAAAAAUAGGUCCCUCAGUAUGAGUCGAGAUGGUUGGAGGAACAAAGCCAGUGAAGAUGAUGGUUGGGGAGGAAUUGGGGGCUACAUGGCUGCUAAGGCCAGUAAGCUGGACGAGCAAUUUAUGAAGGAUGCUCCCAGGGAGAAGGAAAAACAGGGGACCUCAUCCAGCAUCUUCAGCGGAGUGGCUAUCUAUGUUAAUGGAUACACAGAACCCAGUGCAGAUGAAUUGCGCAGACUAAUGAUGCUACACGGAGGACAGUUUCAUAUGUAUUAUUCACACACCAAAACUACGCACAUCAUCGCGACCAACCUACCUAAUUGUAAAAUAAAGGAACUAAGAGGGGAGAAGGUAGUACGUCCAGAGUGGAUCACUGACAGCAUAAAAGCAGGGCGGCAGCUCUCAUAUCUGCAAUAUCAGCUAUAUGCAAAGCAAAAGGGCCUAAACUUUACCAAUGUGCGACUUCGGCAAGUGCAGGAGCAUGCUGGGUCUGGUCAAGGUCCAUCCCAGUUUAAUCUUAACUUACCACAACCAAGCAACCUCCAUAAUCUCUCAAACUCAGCUCUCAUUCAGUCAGCACCAUCUAAACCUACUGAGACAACCAGUCGCCAGACAGUAAACAGACUGAAUGGCUCCCAUAUAAGUUUGUCUAAGGAGGAAGGUCCCAAACUUAAUGGGAUUCAUGAUGGAAACCCUUGUAACAGUUCUACUACCUUUCUAAAAGGAUCAAAGGACAAUUUGCAAAAAAAUGGUUAUGUUCAUCCUCUGAAUGGUGCCUUAAAACAAGCUAAUAGUUCUUGUUCAAAAUCUACACACCAAGGAGCGGAGUUCAGGUACCCUCAAACAAAAGCUGAGGAAAUGGGGACGUCUAGCUGCUCUUCUCCUGGUGGUUUUGCAUCAGAUUUUACCGCAUCCUUAACCAGCACCUCACUACCACAAAGCCCAUCAAGGGCCACUCAUCAUGAGCGAAUCUCUGACUCUUUUAUGCUUUUAGAACCUUCCUCGGAAACAAUUACAUCUAUUCAGGAAAAGCAAGUAUAUUCAGAAAAGUUGCUUGGCCAGGAUCAGAUUAGCCAAGUCAGGCUGAACGGGAGUCACCAUAUCACAUCUAAUGUCACCCUAACAGGCAAACACACAGCACAGGGCCCAGAGACUGGGAUUAUCUCAGAGUUCUUCUCUCGCUCACGACUCCAUCAUAUUUCUACGUGGCGAAAUGAGUUCUCGGAGUACGUGAAUACCCUUCAGAGCAGGCGCCGGGCUGCCGGGGGUGCUGUGUUCCCUGGCAAAGAUAAGCUGAAGAAGCUUACAAAUGACCGCAGUGCAGGUACCUCAUUCAUGCCUGCUCCUCAGGUAUGUCAGUCAUGUAUUCUGCAUGUGGACAUGGACUGCUUCUUUGCAUCCGUGGGUAUUAGACAUCGACCGGAACUUAGAGGGAAACCAGUGGCUGUGACCAGUAAUCGUGGGCGGGGACUUGUUGCUCAGCGCCCUGGUGCCAACCCCCAACUGGAGUUCCAGUACUAUCAGAGAAAGAGGAACCAGCACAGAGAAGGAAGAACAGGUAAUGACAUUGAGCUGACCCCUUCUUUAGAGACUGAGGAGACUGGCUGUAACGGAGUAGAUCACGACCAGGCUACUCUCUCUAUGGCAGAGAUUGCUUCAUGUAGCUAUGAGGCCAGGCAGGCUGGUGUGAGGAAUGGCAUGUUUUUUGGUCAGGCUAAGCAGCUGUGUCCUGACCUGCAGUCGGUUCCCUAUGAUUUCCAUGCAUACAAAGAGGUGGCACUGGCACUGUAUGAGACUCUGGCCAGUUAUACUUAUAACAUCGAGGCUCUAAGUUGUGAUGAGGCCUUACUGGAUGCCACAUCCCUCCUGGCAGAGCUUGGGGUAACCCCUGAUGUGCUGGGCACUGCCAUUCGUGCUGAUGUGAGAGAGAGGACUGGUUGUUGCGCAUCAAUUGGCAUGGGCUCAAACAUCCUCUUGGCUAGGAUGGCAACCCGGAAAGCCAAACCAAAUGGCCAGUAUUUUCUCAGAAAGGAGGAAGUGGAUGACUUCAUCAGAGACCAGCCUGUCACUAGCCUUCCUGGGGUGGGACGCUCUAUUAGCAGUAAGCUAAUCUCUCUUGGAGUGACUACUUGUGAUGACCUGCAGCAGUUAUCCAUAGUGAGGUUACAAAAGGAGUUUGGGCCACGAACCGGACAAACACUCUUCCGCUUCUGCAGAGGACUGGAUGAUCGGCCUGUUCGCAGUGAGAAAGAAAGAAAGUCUGUGUCUGCUGAGAUGAACUACAACAUCCGCUUUACAAAAGAAGAGGAGGCAGAAACGUUUCUGACAAACCUGUCUAUAGAAGUAAAGAAGAGAUUGCAGGGGGCACGUCUCAGAGGGCGCAGAAUUACCCUGAAAGUUAUGAUGCGCAAAGCAGGCGCUCCUGUAGAGCCUGCCAAGUACGGAGGCCAUGGCAUUUGUGACAACCUGGCAAGGUCUGUGUUGCUACCUCAUCCCACAGACUGUGGGCAGCUCAUAGCAGCUGAGGUCAUUAAGCUCUUCCGUGCCAUGAAGCUUGAUGUUACAGACAUGAGAGGAGUGGGACUGCAGGUGCAUCUGCUGGAGAGCUCACACUCAGGCACUGCCCCAUCUCGCUCUCGCAGUAUCAGAGACUUGCUCACAAAUAGACAGCAUAUGUCCAGCCAUAACAAAGACACUCAAAAAUCAGAUUUGUCUAAAAUGUCUUCCAUUCAAACAGAGAUGUCCUCUUCCGCCACAACCCCAUGUACUUUUUCAGAUUCGAUGCCUGGAACAAGUAAAGGGGGACAUUCUACCACACACUCACCCAGCCACUCUCAAGCAGACCUCAACCUUAGCAUAGAGGUGCCACCUCCCUCUCAGGUGGAUCAUUCUGUGCUGGAUGCUUUACCUCCAGAGUUGCGAGAACAGGUAGAGCAGGCAUGGAACCACAAGCAGGUACCAGAUACCUCACUUCACCCAGCCAUACCCCAGCAAAGUUUUUCUGUAGCACCCUCUGUGUUGCUUCACCUCCCUGACCAGCCUGGGCAAACGGGCAGCACAGGCAUCAUAUUGGAACUUCCCGACUUCUCCCAGGUUGAUCCAGAAGUUUUUGCAGCACUACCCAAGGAAUUACAGGAAGAGCUACAUUCUGCCUACAGACGUAGAGAAAGUACCCAGGCUCAAGUAGUAGACCAGAGAAACCCGCUCCUUCACCUGAAGCAGACUUCAGUUGGCAGGACAAAGCGCCGGUACAAGAGGAAAAAUGCCAGUCCUGCCAAGAAAGGUGCUAGUCCAUUAAAGAAACUCAUCCCAGGAAACAGUCCUGCAAAAUCAAGUCCCACCAAAACCAUCCCACUCUCACAAAAAAGCAAAGAAGCCCUCACUGGUUUUAAGAUUGAGAAUAGACAUCCUUCAUCCUCUCUGAACCAUCAAGCCUCUGAAGUGCUGUCCAAAUGCACUCCUCGGCCUGUGCCCACCUUGGCUGGAGCUUUUGAACUCAGCGAUGUCAGAGUGCUGUUGCGGGAGUGGGUUACUACCAUUUCAGAGCCUAUGGAAGAGGACAUUCUGCAAGUGGUGAAGUACUGCACAGAGCUAGUAGAGGAUAAGGACCUGGAGAAACUUGACCUGGUUAUCAAAUACAUGAAAAGAUUGAUGCAGCAGUCAGUGGAGUCUGUGUGGAGCAUGGCCUUUGACUUUAUACUGGACAAUGUGCAGGUGGUGGUGCAACAGACCUAUGGCAGCACCCUUAAAAUCACAUAGAAACAGGAACAGACCUCAAAAAAGGUUUCAGACACUGUGACAGCUCAAACCUGCCCUUUUACCAGGAUAUUAUACAAGCAAGGUUUAACACUGCUGGCUGCUUCCAUGUUUCUCCUUGUUGCUGUUGUAUGACUGCACUUCCUUUGGAUCAAGCCUUUCUCUAAGGACACAAAGACACAUUUUCAACAGCAAUUUUAUUGUUACAGCAACAGAUUAUUUUUGUAGCAAACAACACAUGAUUGAAUUACUAAAAUAUUACAUCAGCAGCAGUUUGAGACUUAUAUUUGAGUACAGAAUGACAAUUUUAGCCUGGUCAUAAUAUGAUCUUCAAAAACUCAAAAAAAUCAUGAUGUCAACAUGCCACUUCAGAGGAACUGUCUGAAUGUUUCCCCUCCCCGGUUGCUCUGAUCUCUUUCAAAAUGAGUGCUAUACUAACACCAGAAAUAUAUGGCAAAAAUAGUAGCAAAGUAAGGGGUGACUGAGGAUUUUUUUCUUCUCUACAAUAGGUCAAGCCUAAGGUUUGGUGAAAAAAGUUUAAAUAAAAAAUAGCAUUUUGUAACUCUCAAGUGCCAGAUUUUGUAAGUAUAUAAUGUAGAUAAUGUAUGUAGAUGAGAAUAUUUCUAAAUAUUCUUUUAUGUGUGUAUAUAAUGUUUACAACUUUUUGUCUUGUGUAAGAGAGAAGAAUGAAGAAUAAUAUAAUUGUAAUGAAUCAUUUGCCAAAGUCCUUUUCAGAUUUUCAGACCAUUUCAUCAUGUAUCUGUAUGAUAAGUCCAUAGACCAGCAUGGAAUUUUGGGUAGCUUAUAAAAGCUUUCAUCAUCUCCAGAUCAUUUCAUAAUUAAGCAGAUUUGGAUGUGUGAAUUUUGAAAAGAAUUGUCACUAAAAUUACAUGAUGAAGGUUACUCUCUGCUCAUAGUGCACUUGUUGUGUUUGUUUAUUCUGCCACGAGUAUACAUAAGGGAAGGCCUGGAAAUCUAUUUGGUCAGCAAAAUCUGUCUCAAAUGACUGACCUGUGCCUGAAGACCUGAAGCUGUGACACCAUUUGUAUGUUUUUUUAAAAUUUGUUAAUAAACUUGGAUAUCUC